Molecule: messenger RNA, 1566 nt
Organism: Cladophialophora yegresii CBS 114405
Lineage: Eukaryota; Fungi; Ascomycota; Eurotiomycetes; Chaetothyriales; Herpotrichiellaceae
Exons: 1
Coding region: 1-1566 (521 amino acids)
Biological process (GO): nucleotide-excision repair, DNA gap filling; DNA strand elongation involved in DNA replication; DNA synthesis involved in UV-damage excision repair
Cellular component (GO): delta DNA polymerase complex; nucleus
Molecular function (GO): DNA-directed DNA polymerase activity
Source: RefSeq, a predicted model, not a curated record
AUGGAUCAGGACUUCAAGAAAUACCUGGCGACCGAGGUCCUCUCAGAACAACGGGCGAUAUCAUAUCGCAACGUAUCGCGCGUCUUCAAAGUCCAUGUGAAUGCUGCGAAAUGCAUGCUCUAUGACUUCUACGAAUUCCAGAACAGCAAGAAGCCGGGCUCGAUAUACGCCACGUAUCUUCUUUCCGGGUUCAAGAAGAGGCCGACUCCGCCAAUCACAACUAAUGGCGCCACCAGCAAGCAUGACUUCGACCCGGACGAACACAUUCCCUCCAGCCCUCCGCCCUUCACGAGCUCGAUGCUCGAACCCAGUCAACAGAGCAGUCAAGCGGAUGAGGAGGAAGAUGCAGUGCAAGUCCCCGUGCGGACCAUCUCGCUCGUGAAGGAGGACGCGUUGGAAGAGUUGAAAGACCAAUACGAGAGCAUCACAUCCAUACACAUCUACAGCCUGUCGCCCACGCGCAUCCAAGACCUGUUCACAUUAUCAGACAUCGGCCGAAACUUGUUCAACGAAGAAGAUCCCCUUCAGCACAACAAGGCCUACGGUGUGAUCCAGAACCCCAAUGUGCGACGGCGCAAAGGCAACAGGCCAGCCGCUAUCCCCCCUGGACCUGCCGCAAAGUUCCAGCCCGUCAAAGAGGAGCCCAAAAAGACAUCCGCAUCUGCCAUUCAAAGCAAGCCAGCUCCCAAAUCUGGGCCAGCAGCCGGAGCCGUAGGCACAAAGGCCGAAGAACCAUCUCGCCCUUCAUCCCGCGACAGCACCUCGACAACCACAUCCUCUAAGCAGCCUUCGAAACCACCCGCCUUGAAACGAGAUGCAUCCGACCUCUUCAAAGCCUUCGCGAAGCAAGGCAACAAGAAGUCAACACCGACCAGUACGCCAAAAGUGGCUCGGCAAGACACUACCAUGAAAGACGUCGACAUGGACGAUGACGAAGGCGAAUCCGAAGACGAAGCCCUCUUCCUGGACACGAACACGCGCAAACCCGCAAGCGGCUCCAAAAAACGACACAGCGACGUCGUGAAAAAGGAGAAGGAAGACCGAGCUGCGAAACUGCGAAAAUUGAUGGACUCGGACGACGAAGAAGUAGCUGCCGUGCCAAGCGUCGAGAAAGCGACGGGUCUAGAGACCGACGAGCCUGUCGCCGCCCGGAAAGGCACCGACGCAGAUGCGCCGUCUAAAGGGCCUGGAGAAGACGAGCAGAUCGCCUGGUCGGAAAGUGAUGGUGAGAAGAAAGUGGCCACCAAGGAACCGAAACGACGCCGCGGCAAGCGCAAGGUCAUGAAGAAACGCACGACAAAGGAUGAAGACGGAUAUCUCGUCACAAAGGAGGAGGCCGUGUGGGAGAGUUUCAGCGAGGAUGAGCCGGAGCCGCAGCCCGCGACCGCGAGGAAAGGCAUGGCGAAGAGUUCCUCCAAGAUACCGUCUCAGAGCCAGAGUCAGAGUCAGGGUCAGAGUCAGGGUCAGGGUCCGGGUCAGGCUCAGGGCAAGGCAGGGGUGAAGAAGAAGGGUACUGGAGGCGGAGGCGGCAAUAUCAUGAGUUUCUUUGGGAAGAAGAACGCGUGA